Molecule: messenger RNA, 1860 nt
Organism: Bacidia gigantensis
Lineage: Eukaryota; Fungi; Ascomycota; Lecanoromycetes; Lecanorales; Ramalinaceae
Exons: 3
Coding region: 1-1860 (619 amino acids)
Source: RefSeq, a predicted model, not a curated record
AUGACGUUUCAUGAACGAGAUAUCAAUUACGACCUCAGAUACUACCAAUCUACCCUAGAACCCAACCUUGAGAUGGCCAUCUCCAUCCAAGACCAGCAAAGAAUCUUUCUUGCUUACCGAGCGCUCUUCGAAGGGCAAAAUGCUCAAGUCAGGCAACCUAAGGCAAUUAGAAAGAUUGUAAACUCUAGCAGGAACUCGUCACCUCUGGCACGGAACCUCGGGUCUGACAAAGUCGUGUCUGUGCUCAAAGUACUUCUUGAAAGAGGCAUAUUUUCUUCGGAGCUCAAAGCUAAGCUCGCAUUCCCUGUACUUUACGAGACUUCACCUGAACAAGAUGCGCGUCAUGAGGCCUCGGAUGCAGGUGCUGCAAAAGAAGAAGCGGAGGCAUUGCAAGAGGUUGAGGCUUUGGAUAAUGCUGCCGUAGAAGAAGUCGAUGCUAAAGUUCUCUACUUUGAAGAUGCUAGUUUGAAUGGAGAAAGCAAGCUUCCCGCCACCGUCGAGAACCCUGAAAACUUCCAGCCAAACAAUGAAGACAUUAUGCAGGAAUCAAAUAUCGACGUGCCAUUACUUUAUCCGGUGCAAUUCCCGUUUAAGGUACAACACUUAGUCCUCGCUAGGUCGCAGCAAUUACUUGAAGAAAGUUGCUAUGAAUUCACUCAGAAGUACGCGCCUAGCCUGCUAAUAGAAAAAAAUUGGGAUUGUUCCGAAGCUAUUGAAUUGAACAAGUGGACGCUCACAAUGAUCAAACGCUUCGGAAAACUUCCUACUGGGGCAUUCAAGAAAUCUGAUGCUGAUGUUCAUGCAUUACUGCUUGCCGUCAACAAGCUCCGUCAUUCCGCAGUACAUCGUUUGCGCAUUAGCGCCAAAGGAGUCGUCCAGAUGGUUGACGCAGCCGUACAAUUCACGGAAAGCCUAUCAGAUUCAGCUCGAACAUCGCAGCUGGAAGAGCUUUGUCAGGAGCUCAAGAGCAAAAUCAAAUCCCAGGAAUUAAACAAGAAUUAUCUGGAGACGAAGUUAAAGGACGAGCUUGAUGAAAUCAAACGCCAACGCAAAGAGCUAGCUAAACGGGAACGCGCGGCCAUCUCCACAAUGGUAACUGAGGACGAGGACAAUAUGCGCUUCGUUGGAUCCCUUUUAGAGGGCAAGCUUCCUAACAUCUUAGGCGGUGACUCUGCAAAUGAUGAAUCCGACAGAUUUAGCCCCAAUGACCAUCUCGACGAUGACGGAGCUGACGCCACAGAUGAGGCUUCAUACAAAGAAGAUUCACCUCAAGAGUCCAAGGUGCUGAAACUACUCGCAAAUGGAGUCAAACAUAAUCAUGAAAUUAAUGAUAUAGGGGAUUCCGCCAAUGCUGUCGAAGGAAGCUCAACAGUCAAACAGGAUAGGGUUGGCUUGCAGAACCCCAGAAAAUAUUCAAGCAACUCAGCUGGAAACGACCCCCCUAACGAGGCUUUAUUCACUGAGCCUACAGCUACAGAGCCUGAACCAGAGCCUGAACCAGAGCCUGAACCAGAGCCUAUUGUGGAUGAGGCCAGUAUAAAAUUUCCCUCGGUGAGCGAACAACCCGCGGAAGAACCGGAGUAUAGGGUACCUGCUAUAGAAAUCCAGCCAGAGAUUGAAGCACGAGCUACUGAACCGCUUAAGCUAGCAAUUCAAUACGAUUCAAUUGCAGACGCCAUCCAAGAUAUACUCAAAGAUCAGGAAAUCGAUAUCUCCUAUCUUAGACAGAAGAAGGGAAAAGGCAAGAAAAAAAAGCAUCGCCACGCAUACGAUAGUGAGAUGAUAAAGAUCAAAACAGCCGUGUCUGAAAAUCUGCGUCGUAGUUUUGAGAGUGUAUAUGCUUCUCUAUCCUCUUUUUAG